CAAGCGUUGUAGACACUUUGAUAAAAAUGGCGGAAGCAGAUGAAUCCAACAAACCCUUGUUUGCAGGAUUGGCAGAUGUGUCAAUUUCUGAAGAUAUUCCUGUUGAGGGACAGAUCACAGUUCCGGUCGGCCCUCCAGCUCAAGAUGAUGAGUACUCUACACUUGAUGAGCCUGUUAAGGACACAAUUCUGAGAGACCUGAAAGCAGUUGGGAAAAAGUUUGUUCAUGUGAUGUAUCCCAAGAAAAGUUCAGCAUUAUUAAGAGAUUGGGAUCUUUGGGGCCCUUUGCUCCUUUGUGUCACUCUGGCUCUCAUGCUGCAGGGUGGCGCCGCAGACAAAAAGGAUGAUGGAGGUCCACAGUUUGCCGAGGUGUUUGUGAUCAUCUGGUUUGGCUCAGUCGUUAUCACUCUGAAUUCCAAACUUCUCGGAGGCACAAUUUCUUUCUUCCAGAGCCUCUGUGUGCUUGGAUACUGCAUCCUGCCCCUCACAGUGGCAAUGAUAAUCUGCCGGCUGGUUCUUCUUGGAGGGACUGGCACCGUUAGCUUCAUAGUCAGGCUCAUUAUGGUGGUUGCCUCAUUCAGUUGGUCUACCUUUGCCUCCACAGCAUUUCUGGCAGAUAGCCAGCCACCGAAUCGAAAAGCUCUGGUGGUCUACCCCAUCUUCCUCUUUUACUUUGUCAUUGGCUGGAUGGUUCUUACAUUUUCGCCAUCUCCCACCGCUGGACCUUGAAAUAUUAACCUGAUUAAACACAGAAGAUGGGUCCUUUGUGCAUGGCAAGAAAACAGUGGAUUCUAGAACUCACUUUUUUCCUGUAAUGGAACUGCAGAACUGUUAAUGCAGGCUCACUUGAAGAAAAAAAUAUUUUGUGAUGUUAGCAAAUGAAGGUGAUUAUGUUUUGGUUAAAAAAAAAAAAUGGCUAGCAUUUCUUUUUUUCCUGUUUAAAUCAAUUGAAUAUUUUGAGUAAUUUCAGUGCCAUUAUGGACAAUACGAAACUGGCUAUUGCCCUGGGUUUACUGCAAGAAACACUUUGAUUUUCUGUAUUUAAUAAAAGAGCUUAUGUACAGUAUGUGGAAAACAAGAUGCUUUCUUUAAUGAUAAAAGCAAAAUACUAAUUUCCCACUUGUUUCAUGUUUGUAAGCUCCAGUCUUUCAAUUCAGCCAGUAAUUUAAUUAGUUUCUUCCUCAUUUUUGUUUCAUAGCAGGUCAUUACUAUCUUGGGGUAAAAGAAAGGGGAAUUUUUUUUUUUUUUUUUAAAUUUCUAGCAGAUAAAUGUACCUUGUCUGUGUUAGUGGUACCAAACUCCUCUCAAAUUCCUUUGAAAAAGAACAGAACUAGAGUUAUCCCAGAAACACCAAGUAAAUCAUCUUUCUGUUCUAUACUUAAUUUAACUAAUUUUAUUUGUAACAAUUUAGUAAAGAAACUAAAUGUGAAACUAAGGGUGGAAAACAUCUUUCCUUGCACCUUCCUAAGACUGAUACUUCUGGUCUGUGUGUCAUAAAUUUGUUUUUUUUUUUUUGUACUUAUAAAUGAGAGUACUACUGUAUGGGAACAGUUGGUAGUAUAGUGGCUGCUGGCUUUGGGUCCAAAGGUUGCAGGUUCAAUCACUACUUUUGGUUGUAGUGCCCUUGA
Messenger RNA from Scleropages formosus (Asian bonytongue), 1627 nucleotides. It is a transcript of the gene yipf6, whose product is annotated as Yip1 domain family, member 6. The transcript has 8 exons. Gene Ontology annotation, cellular component: trans-Golgi network; membrane. Gene Ontology annotation, biological process: endoplasmic reticulum to Golgi vesicle-mediated transport. The coding region runs from base 27 to 728 and encodes 233 amino acids. NCBI's taxonomy places the organism in Eukaryota, Metazoa, Chordata, Actinopteri, Osteoglossiformes, Osteoglossidae. The record is from RefSeq and is a predicted model, not a curated record.